GUAUAUGUAUAAUUCUGAAUGUUUCUGAGCUGUAUAAAUUAUAAAAUCUAUAUUAGAAUAAUUUCCUCUUUUCUAAUAGAAGGAAAAUAUAAUCAAUAUUUCGAUUUUUACUGAGAUGUAGAAACGUUAUAAUGAACCAUCUCCUGUCUUGCUCGAUAAUUCUAGUCUUGAAUGUGGCAAUGGUUUUAGGUGACAAAGAUAAGUGUAAACCCUCAGAUCAAAGCCAGUCUGCAACUUGUUGUUCUGGUUACAUAAAAAUUGAAAAUAGAUGUACUAAAUGUGUUGGAUUCUACGGAAAAAAUUGUUCUGAAGAGUGUCCAGAUGGAUUUUAUGGAGCAUCAUGUAGAGAAAAAUGUAAUUGUAAAGAAACAGAAAGGUGCGAUCCGUACGCAGGAUGUGUUGACAUUAAUGUCAAAUGUACAUGGAAUGGUGAAAGAAGAAAUAUUACACAAGAAUGUAAAUUUGUUUUUCAUGCAGUUAUUGGGAUCAUUGCCUUUCAGCUCUUAAUACUGAUCUUCGUUUUACUUCUUUUUAUAUACAGACAUCGAAGACAAGGAAAGUAUGAGGUCCAUAAUAUCAUGGCCAAGUCGGCAGAUUCAACCAAUAAGAUACAGGAACUGCAACUGAUUCGCUAUGAAGAAUUUGAGGACAAUGUCAAUUAUAUUCCAAAAAGUAUAAAAGAGAUAACAUAUCAUAAGGUACAUCAUAACCAAGCUACUAAUGGCUACAGCCGGGUGUAUUUUCCUAAAUUCAAAACCGUGGACACUCCAGCCGACCAGUACAGCAGAACUGUUAUCAAUAAACAACAUACUUAUGAACAGAGAAGUAAUAUUGCGUGUUCCCCAGGACAGGAAAAAGUCCAUAUGAGGAGAGAGGUACGACUCUCAUCCAUAGAUCAAAAUAAUUUAAGAGGACCAAGACCUUAUAGUUUUGCAAGAAUGACUUGGAAUCUCUGAUGAUUGGUUUUUUACCAUGAAUUCUUCAUGAAUAUAUAGCAAGGACAGAAUUUAUACUUUGAA
Molecule: messenger RNA, 1019 nt
Organism: Saccostrea cuccullata (small rock oyster)
Lineage: Eukaryota; Metazoa; Mollusca; Bivalvia; Ostreida; Ostreidae
Product: multiple epidermal growth factor-like domains protein 10
Exons: 5
Coding region: 132-956 (274 amino acids)
Molecular function (GO): scavenger receptor activity
Source: RefSeq, a predicted model, not a curated record